Physcomitrium patens is the source of this 833-nucleotide messenger RNA. The record is from RefSeq and is a predicted model, not a curated record. NCBI's taxonomy places the organism in Eukaryota, Viridiplantae, Streptophyta, Bryopsida, Funariales, Funariaceae.
GGUGUACAGGUUAGAGUGGUUACUAGAAGUAGAUGCUGGAUUGAUCGUUGGACUGCGGAGGCUUCGUUUUUGCAGUUUAGCUUGUUUGAAUAUUUGGACCACCAUGGCUGCGAUGGCUUCCUCCUGCUGCUCUUCCUCCUCCCUCGCUGUGCAGUCCAUUCCAAGCCACGGUGCCAUUUCCAAGUCGACGACUGCUUCACUUAAGGCUCUGCCCGCUUUGCCAGCAUUGAGGCGGAGUGGUGUCACGUAUGGUGUACCAGGGGCAGUGAAGGAUCGACGAGUUGCCGGAAGACCUUCUGCUCUGUUUGGUGGAGGUGGAGCAGACGAUAAGAAGCCUGAGAAGAAGUUCAUAACCAAGGAGCAAGAACCCGACCAGUAUUGGACGACGGCUGCCGAAAGGGAGGGCAAAAAUCCAAUGCAGACCCUGUUACCUUACAUUGCCCUCUUAACCAUCUUAUCUCCGUUCGCAAUUUUAGCAGUUGCCUAUGCCAACAACUGGAUCAAACUUCCCAACUGAUAAGCGAUACCAAGAGAGGCGCCGACCAUUUUUCUGGAUCUCCACGAAACAGUGGGCGUGUCCACAAGUUGUCCAGCACACGAGACUUCUGCGGCACUCCUGAUGCCAACAUUUUGGGUAGCAAAAGCGCAGCUUUGUUUCGAUCGGUAGCAACGUGGCCUGCCAUGCGACGAACACCAAAUUGUCCACCUCUCGCUCGCUCGCUCGUUCGCUCGCAUGUUUUCCUCACUGCGAUAGCAUCGACGCAACUCUUCAGUUGUGCGCCACACAGCAAUGUGUGCGUGUAUGGAUGAAUAAGAUUAAGAGAUCGUCGUUA